AUGCCGGCCGUCACCUCAUGCACCGCCCGCGCGGUCGUCGCCCCUCGCGCGUCCGCCGACAAGGCGAACAAGAAGCCCGCGGCGGUUCCCUCCGCCAAGCCCGCGUCUCUCGCCGCGGCGUCGUUCGCGGCGGCGUCCCUCGCCCCGUCCGCGGCGUUCGCCGCGACGGAGGCGAUCUCGCAGACCGCGUCCGGGGUCGGCCUCGCCGUCGGCGGCGCCGCCGCCGUCGCCGGCGUCGCCGGCCUCCUCGUCGUCACCGACCCGAACCGCCGCCGCGAGAGCAUGAUGUCCGAGACGGGCGGCGACGAGGCGGAGUCCGUGAGGAACUACUUCAACACCGUCGGCGCGGAUCGAUGGAAAAAGAUCUACGGCGAGACGGACGAGGUGAACAAGGUCCAGCUCGACAUCCGCCAGGGGCAUCAAAAGACCGUGGACAAGGUGAUCGGCUGGAUGGCGGGGAAGGACAUGAACGGCGUCACCGUGUGCGACGCCGGCUGCGGCACCGGCUCGCUCGCGAUCCCGCUCGCGUUGUCGGGCGCCGCCGUCAGCGCCAGCGACAUCUCCUCCGCGAUGGUCGGCGAGGCGGAGGUGCGCUUCAACAACGAAAUCGCCGCGGGGAAGAAGGCGCCGUCCGUCGCGCCGAAGUUCGAAGCCCUCGGUCUCGAGGAGUGCUCCGGGAAGUACGACGUCGUGACGUGCAUCGACGUGAUGAUUCACUACCCCACGGAUCGCGUCAACGGGAUGAUCAACCACCUCGCGUCGCUCAGCGAGGACAAGCUCAUCGUGUCGUUCGCGCCGAAGACGCUGGCGUAUUCCAUCCUGAAGCGCGUCGGCGAGCUCUUCCCGGGGCCGUCCAAGGCGACGCGGGCGUACCUUCACGCGGAGGAGGACGUGGAGAGCGCGCUCAAGGCGGCGGGGUUUAAAGUGACGCGACGGGAGAUGACCGCGACGCAGUUUUAUUUUAGCCGCCUGCUCGAGUGCGAGCGCGUGUGAGCGGCGGCGCGAGCGACGCGGGAGUGGAGUGGAACGGAUUACGGUAUCACGUGGCAGGCGGAGGUUGUGGUUGAAGAGCACGCGCGCGCGCGCGCGCGAGUCCGAUCGCGACCGACGCGAGUGGAUUUAAUACAUCUCGCGCGUUGCGAUUC
Molecule: messenger RNA, 1145 nt
Organism: Micromonas pusilla CCMP1545
Lineage: Eukaryota; Viridiplantae; Chlorophyta; Mamiellophyceae; Mamiellales; Mamiellaceae
Gene: CHLM
Product: magnesium-protoporphyrin IX methyltransferase chloroplast precursor
Exons: 1
Coding region: 1-993 (330 amino acids)
Biological process (GO): chlorophyll biosynthetic process
Molecular function (GO): magnesium protoporphyrin IX methyltransferase activity
Source: RefSeq, a predicted model, not a curated record